AUGGGGAUCCCGCGUCUAACCCAUUGCUUGAGGCCAUAUGCUGUCUCUAGGUCCCUUGCUGGUUCUAUAGUAGUUAUCGAUGGACCGGGACUCGCAUAUCACGUCUGGCACAUAUGCCUUGGCGCAAGACGGAAUGCAGGGAACGCCUUCGAGACUGCAAUAUCAUAUGCUGAGAUUGGGACCGUCGUCCUUGCAUGGUUGGAUGCACUCCGGCGAAAUCACGUAUCCAUAAAAAGAAUAUAUUUUGAUGGAUAUUUGCCUCUCUCAAAACGAGAUGUUAGAGAAGACCGAAUCGUACGGCAAACUCAACAGCUAUUUCAAUUCCACAAAUCCCACCCGUUUCCUUGUCGGAUUUCCUCGGUCGCGAGCGAGAAUGGCCUGCAGGCUCUCUUUUCUCGCGCCACUGUGCCUAGUAGACUGACGGAAUUGCCUCCUCUGCCAUUCUUGGUACCAGCUGUUCUUGAAGCACUUGGGACUUCUGAUAAUUAUAGAAGUAUCACUGAAGUUGUUCCUGCUGAAGCCGACGUGUACUGCGCUCAGUCUGUGAAGGAUAGCGGUGGCGUCAUUAUCACUGGGGAUUCUGACCUUUUGGUACACGACUUAGGCCAGGACGGAGCUGUCAUAUUCUUCGGAGAUCUGGAAUCCAAUUUGUAUGACCAGUCUGGUUCUUUGAGUGGCCUGGUAUACCAGCCGGCAGCAAUUGCAGACCGACUAGGUUUGCCAGAACCCUAUGGGCUGCAUGCCUUGGCAUUUCAGAUGAAGAUAUGCACUCCAGGCUCACUUGCAAACCAUCUUGUGCGGGCGAAAGCCCUUGAGGCCAUCGUUGCUUAUCCCGAUAAGUACCAAGAUUUCAGGAAAGAAUAUGUCUCCUUACUGGUCGUACCAGACGAACGGGAUGAGGAAAUUGAAGCUCCAGCAAUCCUUCGAACAAUGGAUCCACGAGUCUCCGAAUAUGUACUUCAGUAUCCAUGUAUCGCCAACCUAGCAGGCCAGAUCCCCGAGAAAAUUCCUUCUGGCACUUCGCCCCACAUCUUCAUUCCGUUUUUACUCGACUGUCCAAUUCGUACCAACGCGUGGGAAAUGUCGAUGGCCAUUAGGCAGAUAGCUUAUGGUCUGAUGAACCUAAUCGUUCCAGAGGAUCAGCGGCAGUCCACGGUCUUCGAACACAAAAGACAAGAGGGUAAAUCGAGAGGUCGAGAGUUAACAAUACCUGACACUUUUCAAAUACUGGAAGCCUGCAGCGACCUCGUAGCUCUUCUUUCUUCUCAACUGCCUACAGAACUUGUAGGCAUAGAAGCAUCUCCCUCAACGAUUUGGACUGCAGCAGCUGUAUACCAAGAUAUCCAAUGGGCACAUUAUAACUUUAAGCCCAGCCUUAGUCAGUUGGUAGGAUCCCAAAUCAACACCAUGGAUCAUAAGUUCGAUGUCAGCAAAGACCUCAGCUGGGAUGUCUUCCAUUUGUACGCCCAGAUUCAAGGGUCUUAUUACUCCUUCAGGAUGCUCAAACAGAUCCUAGCCCUUGUAAUCUCACAGAAGCAAAGUAGUGCUCUGCCCAAGCCCCUGACAGAAUUGAACGGCGUCCUUCAGAAUCUACCUGCUUUAUCGUGCAUCCCAGAUAUUGCCCAGGCUACUCCUGUCUUCGAAGGCGUCGAGAAGAAUGGUAUGCUAGUUGCUGCCCAAAAGAUUCUAGGGAUAUUCCUGCCAGUAUUGCCAUCGAGCGAGCCUCGCAAGGCGAUAGAAACCAAGCGUAAGAGAGACCAAAGAACUGCCACUCUGCCAACGAAGCGCGAAAAGCCAAAUAACCCCUUUGGUUUUCCCCGCCUUCCCAUUGAACUACGUUCUAUGAUAUGGAGCUUUUCGAUGCUAAACACACCCGGACGAUACAUCUCUCUGAUUCAAGAUUCUGAGACCGACGAUGUCGUCUCAACUACGCCCCCUCCGACCCUCCUCUCCGUCUGCGCUCUGUCGCGACUCGAGGCUAAGAAACAUUACCGCAAACUCCGGCUCACUUCCCAGAAUAUCUCACCGAUUUGGGUUAACUUCACGCUUGAUACCUUUCGGUUCGACUUCCAAUUGAUGGCAGACAGCAAGCUCGACCCCGCAGACCUCGCCAGCCUUGUCUCUCUUGAACUCGCGUUCUCUGACCUCUACAAUUGGCUCCCAGAAGAUGACAUUCUACCGAAGCUAGUCGAUUGCGAGAACCUGCGCUACUUGAAGGCUGUCUACCCAGCACAUGGGCCCUGGAAUCACGAAGGAUUUUGCAACGAUGCUCGUUUUACGUUUGAAGAGCUCGCGGAUCUAAUUGAGGCCUUGCAAGGCUCUGAGGACGAUAACCUGACAUCAAACAAUGCCACUGGAUGGGCUCUUCUAAAACUGGAGAUUAUGACUAUGGUCUUAUGA
Lachnellula hyalina is the source of this 2400-nucleotide messenger RNA. RefSeq lists its product as uncharacterized. The transcript has 3 exons. NCBI's taxonomy places the organism in Eukaryota, Fungi, Ascomycota, Leotiomycetes, Helotiales, Lachnaceae. The record is from RefSeq and is a predicted model, not a curated record. Bases 1 to 2400 code for a protein of 799 amino acids.